AUGGCCUCGAACGCCAUCGUGCCCUUCUCGUACGCCAGUCCAUUCCAUGCCACGCACCUCGACCCGACGCGGACCUUUCACUUUGGCGACCACGCCAUCGUGAUUGAGCAGCAAUGGAAGCCCGACGGCCGCGGCGGGACCAAUCUCGGCUUUGGCGCCCACGUGUACGAAGCCGCCAUCUUGCUGUCGUUCACACUGCCCGAGCUCGUGCAGAAGAAGCGCGUCGUCGAGCUUGGAUGCGGCACAGGUCUCGUAUCGCUCGCGGCCGCCGCUUUUGGUGCUUCGAGUGUGGUGGCAACAGACGGCGACCCGCAGUCGGUGGCGCUGACGCACGCCAACAUUACCAAAAACAGCGCGGGCAACAUCCACGCCAAAGUUCAUUUGUGGGGCCAGGAACUCGAUGAUAUCGAGACCUGUGACGUGCUCCUUGGGGCCGAUAUCAUUGCGUGCCCGUAUGAGCAAGCGUUCGACGACCUCUUGGCGUCGCUGCGGCACUUUGUGGCGACGCCGGCUGCGAUCGCGCUCAUCACGUACAAGCCCCGUCAUGGAUCCGAAGUCAAGUUCUUCCACAAGCUCAAGCGACAUUUCGUCUAUGAGACUAUCGCAACGGACACGAUGUUUCCCGAUUUUGCGCCGCUGGGCAUCCAGCUCCUGCGCAUUCAGCGCAAACCCACCGCAUAA
Molecule: messenger RNA, 681 nt
Organism: Saprolegnia parasitica CBS 223.65
Lineage: Eukaryota; Oomycota; Saprolegniomycetes; Saprolegniales; Saprolegniaceae
Exons: 5
Coding region: 1-681 (226 amino acids)
Biological process (GO): peptidyl-lysine methylation
Cellular component (GO): cytoplasm
Molecular function (GO): protein-lysine N-methyltransferase activity
Source: RefSeq, a predicted model, not a curated record